CUUCCCAUCAUCUCUUUUUUCGUCAAUCAAUCGAUCCAUAUCAAUUCUGCAGAAUCAAAACCCUAAUUGUGUUUCCUUAGCUCUCCUUUCCUUCGUCUAUCUAGAUUUUUGAGAUUCUUCGAUUCAAAAACUUUUGGUUUGUUUGGUGAGAUGCGAGAUUAGCUAGAACUACAAGUUAGUUUUCCUUUUGUCGGAAUCUUACUGUACAUAUAUCUCUGGUCCUGACGACAUUAUGAAGUUGGAUCGUGGAGUUGGUUGUUUGAUUUGAUUAUUACUGGUUGGUUACUUGGAGAGAGUGAAUACUUUAGGGCACUGUUAUAUCGAGACUCUCAGAUUCACUGUUUUUUUUUUUUUUUUAAUACCGAAGACUAUAUAGUAGAGCAAGCCAACUUGAUUAGGGCGUUGAGACACAUACCUUGGUGUUUCUUGGGGCUUGACAAGCUAACAAUCUUGUGGCUUGUACAAUGAGUGAACAACAGUUUGCCAUGGAUGAUCAACUUGGAAAAACCACAAAGAAAACAAGAGUUGUUUCAUACACGAGAAAUUUUCUUUUAUCCUUAAGCGAUAAGGAUGUUUGUAAGAAGCUGCCAAGUCUUCCCACUGAGUUUAAUGAUUUACUCUUGCGUGACUCUGAAGAUCCUUCACCCGAGCGACCAAGAAUUUCUGGUGGUGGUUUGAGGAGGAAUGACUAUAGUUCAUCGCCUCCCACUAGGGGUGAAUUUGGUGGCAACUCUCGAGGCACACAUGGCAGAUGGGAAGGGCGCGCAGGUGGAUGGAAUGAUAAAGAUAGUGAUUCUUCUUCACUUUCAGACCGUGACCCAGGAGAGCCUGGAAGGCGUUCUGGCAUGCCAUCCCGGAGGCCUUGGCAAGCACCGGAGCAUGAUGGACUUCUGGGGAAAGGUUCUUUCCCUAAGCCUUCUGGAUUUAGUGCUGGGACCAAGCCUCAGUCUGAUGACUCCUAUCAGCUGCGUAGAAGCAAUGAACCUUAUCAUCCUCCUCGCCCAUACAAGGCGGCACCUUACACUCGACGUGACAAUAGAGACUCAUUAGAUGAUGAGACGUUUGGCUCUUCUGAAUCUACAAGUGAAGAUAGAGCAGAAGAAGAAAGAAAAAGAAGAGCUUCUUUUGAGUUGUUGAGGAAGGAACAUCAAAAAGUAUUCCAGGAGAGGCAAAAAUCAAACCCAGACUUACGCAAAAACGACUUUGAUUUUACUGAACUGCCUGGGGAGUCCAAAGAUGAGAAAGAGCGUCCAAGUAGAAGCGAUGAAGUCAACAGCAAUCCAUCAAUCCCUGGGGCUAGUAACCACUCGAUUCCUUCUCAAAGUAAUGCACCCAGACCGCUUGUUCCUCCUGGUUUUGCAAGCACAAUUUUGGAAAGAAAGCAAGGGGAAAAGCCUCAAACUGAAACUUCCCAACAUGGACGUAGUCCUUUGAUUCCCGAAGGCAUUAAUAUGGUGAAUGGAACAUCUGUUACUAAUGAAGAAAACCCGUCGGUGAUGAAGAUAGGCUCAAGUGAGAUGCUGGUAGAAGCUACAGUGAAGUUGGAGCAGAAGAAAAGCUUGGAGAUUCUGGAUGAGCCGUCAAUUCUGGACAAGAUAUUCAACACCGCUAUAAAUUUGAAUAGUGGCGACUCCUCUAAUAUUACUCAGAAAAUUGUCGAAAAGGUAGAAGAGACACGUAGCCCUCAGACUGUUAAAUCUUCAAAGUUUGCACAUCUGUUUCUUGAAGAAGAUAACAAGCCAGUCGAGGAUCUACCAUCCAGCAGGCCACCAAAAGGCUUACUGUCACUACUUCAAGGUGCAGAUAAAUUGCAAACCUUUGAGACAGAUGCUAAGGGUGAACAUCCGAUGGAUUUUCCUUAUCAAGGCCAUGCCACUAAGAACACUGAUAAGUUAAGCAACACUUCCGCAACUAAACCAGUUACAGCUGCUCCACCUGUUCUCACCUGUGAAGACCUUGAGCAGUCUAUUCUAUCAGAAGUCAGUGAAACCUACCAUCCUCCUCCACCUUCAGUUGACCAAGACCUGAGUGUUUCUUCAGUGAAGAAGGCCAACCAAGGGAAACCAUCUGUUGAUAACCAAGCUUCGCACCACCUUCUUUCAUUAUUACAGAGAAGUGCAGACCCGAAAAGUCAAGUCAGAGAGAGUAGACCACCACCGUCUGUGAAACCACCUACAGCUGGAGAAGCAGACCCGGGGAAGUCUUUGACCCUUGAAAAUCUAUUUGGGAGUGCCUUCAUGAGCGAACUGCAGUCAAUUGGAGAACCUGGCUCUGGAAGAACAGUGGUUUCAGAUGCUCCUGGGAUCCAAAGAAAUCAAAUCAGACCUGACGGUCUUCCCGGAGGGCUACUGGGCCUUCCAGAAGAUGGUAGCUUACUUGCAGUAGGAGAACUUGCAAACCCACAAAAAUACAUGUCUCUUCCAGGACCUCAUAAUCAGGAGCCUGAAGUAACUUUCAACAUCUCUGACAAGCUAGCUGCUUUAAACUCUGGUCCAAGGAACGAAAGACCAACAAUGGGAGGUCCAGAUGGUUCUUUUCUUCACCAUCAUCCCCAACUCUACGCAACCAAUCCUUCUCCUCACUUGAAUGGUUCAGGCUCGGGUUUCCAUCAUUUGGAUACUCGACAUGCUCAUAUAAAACAACAUCAGCUCGAUUUCAUGGGACAAGGAAGCAUCCAGGAUCCUCCACCAAAUCACCGGUUUCCACCAAACAUGAUUCAUCGUCCACCUUUCCAUCAUUCAAGUAGUGGACUUCCAGAGUUCGAUCGAUUUCCUCCACAUAUGCAGCAGAAGAUGCAUAUGCAAGACAACCUACAACGCCAUCAUCUAAUGCAAGGAUUCCCCGGUGGUGGUCCAUCACACCAUCACUCUCCUAAUGUAAACAACCAAAUGCACGGACUCAUCCCUGAGCUAAAUCCAUCACAAGGCUUCCCCUUCGCCCAUGGCCAGCCCAACUACGGUAUGCCACCACCAGGUUCUCAAGGCAACAGAGGUGAACAUCCAGCUUCACUGCAGACACUCUUAGGGAUUCACCAGAGGAUGGACCCAUCCAAGCAGCCUCCGACAAUGGGUCAAGCCGGUGGUCCUAAUCGUCAGGGCUCUAUCGGUCAGGAACUCGACCUUGGCUUUGGCUACAGGUGAUUCUGCUCUGCUCACAAUCCCUUUACAGUUUACACUAAGUUGCUUUGUGAUGUGCAAAGUAGUCAAAUUAACACUUACAGAAAAAAAGAAAAAAAAAUGAACUGUCUUUUCUAUUAGUGCUUGUGAUCAAGCUUUUGUUGCACUUCGAGUCCUUGUGGUUGCCAUUGUUUAGUUUAUGUUUCUUUGUUGAAACCCGUUGCUCAAAUAUUAAUGGCUACCUGUGUCGAAGGUAAAGUGACUCGAAGUUUUUCCUCUCAGAUUAUUUUCUGGACUCCAGUUUUUAACCGGUGCUGGUCCG
Messenger RNA from Eruca vesicaria subsp. sativa (arugula), 3438 nucleotides. The record is from the annotation of a GenBank genome assembly. NCBI's taxonomy places the organism in Eukaryota, Viridiplantae, Streptophyta, Magnoliopsida, Brassicales, Brassicaceae.